AUGCUUCAACCCAACGCCAAAUUACGUCGCCUUGUGUUGACGGGCUCGGUUGCGGCAAUCACUGCCACGGGGGCUUGGUACGGCGCUGGCAUCAAAACACGACAAGAAUACAAUGCUGAACAACGCGCUCGAGCUGAAGCAUUGCCCGUAGAUAGGGUGGCUCAACUCAAUCAAGCCAGAGAGUCCCUCAUGGCCACGAAAGCUGGUCUCGAAGGAAAGAUAGCCCAGCUGGAACGUCGUGGGGCGGACAAGAACGACAAGGACUCUCUCCAAGCCAACGACUCUCACGAAACCUAG
Xylona heveae TC161 is the source of this 297-nucleotide messenger RNA. RefSeq lists its product as hypothetical. Lineage: Eukaryota; Fungi; Ascomycota; Xylonomycetes; Xylonales; Xylonaceae. The transcript is spliced from 2 exons. The coding region runs from base 1 to 297 and encodes 98 amino acids. The record is from RefSeq and is a predicted model, not a curated record.